AUGCAUAGGAGGGAAUCACAUAUGAGGCAAGCUCGUACCGAAUUGGGUCAAGGUUCCAACUCUGCCCAGACGCCGUUUAAAGUUAGUUUGUCGGAACAUGUCAAAGCACUUGAUAAUUUCUCAAGCCCUAAUGUUUUGAGCUCAAAUUUCCUUUUUUCCUUACCAACACAAAAACCUCAUGCGCAAGAGGCAACGGCUAUGAGCUCAAUGGCUUGCCAAAUUCAGAAUAUUGGAAGAUUACCAAGUGCACAAGUUCAAAAGGCUUGGCAUGCCCUUUCCAAUCUUCAGAUUUCUCAUAGGAACUACACAAAACCUGGAAAAACUGUUCUAGUUAAGGAUGCUAGUUCCAGGUAUUGUCGUGAUGUUGGAAGAACUGCUACGCCAAGCUCAUGUGACAUUGAUAAGAGUCGCACACAUAUGCAAACACAUCAAUACAUUAAUGGAACCAAUUCCAGGAACAAUGAAGCUGCAACCUGUUUGGGUAAUCGUUUUCCGUCAAGUAAUGUUAAUGUUGCAGAUGUCGGAAAUUGUUUUGGGGGGGCAAAGUCAGGAGGAUCAUUUAGCAACAAUAGUGUCCAUACCAGCCAAAUAAAACACUCUGCAAAAGUUUUGGUUAAUGACAUCGAUGAUGAUGAUGAAAUACUUGAGAAUAUUGAUGUUGACCAGAUAGUGGAACAGUACCAAUCAAGUUGCACACCUCAACCAUCGAUCUCCAAGCUUCCACCCAUUACUCCAUCUAUAGAUAAAGAUAACAUUGCAAGACAAGAGGUGACUAGUUUGCCUCCAGAUUUGUGCUCAAACUGCAUUCAUGGCUUGAUGUGCCUAAUUCCUGAAUCUAAUACAGAUAGGACUUUGCCCAGAAGCUGCAAGUCAUUUGCAGGAAUGAAGGACACGCUAAUUACCAUAUCCAAUGAACUGCUUGACGAUGUUAAUGAUCUCAGUCCAACGCGAAUAGAGAAGCUUCGCCAAGAUAGGUUACAGCUUAAUAAGAAGAUUCAGCAGCUCGAGAGAUAUCUUUGUAACAACUCAUUGGAUGAGGAAAGACGGAAGUCACAUUUUUCUGCAUCCACAGCAACUCCCAGGCCUUUCCAAUAUGAAACACCUCAAGCAGCUGCAUUCAGGACUGAUACCGUGAGAUUUGAUUCACAGGUUCAAUCACAUAAUGUUCCAGGAGAUUAUGAAAGAUGUAAUUCGUCAUCAGUUUCAUUCUCUUCUGUGGAUGGGUUUGGUUUCUCAUCUUGUCCUGUCGAGAGGGAACCAUACAUCCCAAAGUUUGUUGAAGUUAACUACAUUGAAGGUUCUAAUGACAACAAGUGGAGUGGUAAUAAUUUCCCAUGGACCAAAAAGCUGGAGGCCAAUAACAAGAAAGUGUUUGGAAAUCACUCUUUUCGCCUCAACCAAAGAGAGGUCAUUAAUGCUACGAUGAGCGGCUAUGAUGUUUUUGUUCUAAUGCCAACUGGAGGGGGUAAGAGCUUGACAUAUCAGCUCCCUGCCCUAAUUUGUCCAGGAGUAACAUUGGUAAUUUCUCCCCUGGUGUCACUUAUUCAAGAUCAAAUAAUGCAUUUAUUGCAGGCAAACAUUCCUGCUGCUUACCUAAGUGCCAAUAUGGAGUGGACUGAACAACAGGAAAUCUUUAGAGAGCUUAAUUCUGAAUAUUGUAAAUACAAGCUGUUAUAUGUCACCCCAGAGAAAGUUGCGAAAAGUGAUGUUCUUUUACGGCAGUUGGAGAAUUUAAAUGCUCGUCAGUUGCUAGCUAGGAUCGUUAUUGAUGAAGCUCAUUGUGUGAGUCAGUGGGGGCAUGAUUUCAGACCAGAUUAUCAGGCUCUUGGUAUCUUGAAACAGAAGUUCCCAAAUACUCCAGUGUUAGCUUUAACAGCUACUGCAACUGCUAGUGUAAAAGAGGAUGUUGUGCAAGCUCUUGGUCUUGUUAACUGCAUUGUUUUCCGGCAAAGUUUUAAUCGCCCAAAUUUAUGGUAUUCUGUUAUUCCCAAGACUAAGAAGUGUCUAGAUGACAUCGAUAAGUUCAUUAAAGAAAAUCAUUAUGAUGAAAGUGGAAUAAUUUAUUGUCUCUCGAGAAUGGACUGUGAAAAAGUUGCUGAGAGAUUGCAGGAAUGUGGACAUAAAGCAGCAUUUUACCAUGGUAGUAUGGAUCCUGCUCAGCGUGCCUUUGUCCAGAAGCAGUGGAGUAAAGAUGAAAUCAACAUUAUCUGUGCUACAGUGGCAUUUGGAAUGGGUAUCAACAAGCCAGAUGUACGCUUUGUAAUUCAUCACUCUCUCCCAAAGUCUAUCGAAGGCUACCAUCAGGAGUGUGGUCGAGCUGGUAGAGAUGGUCAGCGUUCAUCUUGUGUGUUGUAUUACAGUUACAGUGACUAUAUUCGAGUUAAACAUAUGAUUAGCCAAGGAGUUAUAGAGCAAAGCCCAUUGGCAUCUGGAUACAAUCGUAGCAAUACAGCUAAUUCUGGGAGAGUACUGGAAACAAAUACUGAAAAUCUUUUGCGCAUGGUCAGUUAUUGUGAAAACGAUGUUGAUUGCCGACGAAUUCUACAGCUUAUUCAUCUUGGAGAAAAAUUUGAUUGUACAACAUGCAAAAAGACAUGUGAUAAUUGUUUGAAGAUUAAAAGUUUCAUGGAGAAGGAUGUCACAGGGAUCGCAAAGCAACUGGGCAGCAGUUUUCGUCAUCUCAUAUUCUUGAAGUCUACAGGGGCUCCUUUAGCCAAUUUGUAUGCUUCAACUUUAAGACAUGCACUGUCCUUUCCACUUUUUGUCAUUAUCUUCUUUGAUGUUAUAUUUGUAAUGUUAGGUCAAGAACACAGGCAUCAGACUGUGACCUUGCAUGGAGUGGGAAAACAUCUAGCCAAGGGUGAAGCUUCCCGUGUAUUACGUCAUCUUGUUACCGAGGACCUUCUUUCGGAGGAAGUCAAGAAAAGUGAUGUUUAUGGAUCUGUAUCAUCAAUACUAAAGGUUAAUGAAUUGAAAGCGUGUGAACUUUUCUCUGGCAGGAAGACAAUUCUAAUAAGAUUCCCUUCUUCCGUAAAAGCUUCUAAACAGAAAAACUCUGAAGUGAUUUCAGCUAAAGUCUCACUGACAUCUGGGAAGCAGAGUCCUCCACAUAUUCGCACUGAACAACCUCAAUCCAAAGCAAAUUCGGAUCUAUCUACCAAAAUAUUUACUUCUUUGAAAAUGCUUCGAACUAAUCUCGUUAGAGAAUCUGCUGAUGGGGUCAUGGCAUACCACAUAUUUGCGAAUACCACGCUGCAGAACAUGAGCAGCAGAAUUCCUAGAACGAAGGAGGAACUCCUUGAAAUAAAUGGCAUUGGCAAGGGUAAGUUGGCCAAGUAUGGAGAUCGGAUACUUGAAACAAUUGAAGCUGCCAUAAAGGAAUACUACAAAACAGAUAAAAACAGCACCAGUAGCAAUGACAGUAAUGAUAUGAAGAGGAAAAGAGAUGGCAACAACAAUGGGAAUGAAAAUUUUGAUGACGACGACUUCACCAAAAGCACAGAUCGGUCAAAGAAAAAGGCACCAAAGAGGCAGAACAAAACUAUUGAGGCCUAUAGUUAUGCGGAGCCUGAUUACCCCCAAUUGAUAGAUGAUGAACUAGACUUAUAUUGCUAUGACUUUGAAGUGAAUGCUUCGGAUAUGAAAACUAAUCAGAAUGCUGGUGGAAGAGUGCUGCCUCAAUGGUCUACGCCUGGAAAUGGGCGACAGUGA
This is a messenger RNA of Prunus armeniaca (apricot), 3711 nucleotides long. NCBI's taxonomy places the organism in Eukaryota, Viridiplantae, Streptophyta, Magnoliopsida, Rosales, Rosaceae. The record is from the annotation of a GenBank genome assembly.